Messenger RNA from Harmonia axyridis, 1367 nucleotides. RefSeq names its product THAP domain-containing protein 2-like. The coding region runs from base 174 to 974 and encodes 266 amino acids. The transcript has 4 exons. Lineage: Eukaryota; Metazoa; Arthropoda; Insecta; Coleoptera; Coccinellidae. The record is from RefSeq and is a predicted model, not a curated record.
AGAAGAUCAAAGUUUUUCCGACAAUUCAGAUAAAUUGUCGAUGUGGCAACGUGCAUUUGGGAAUUCUGUCAUUUUGUUCUGGCUUUAGACCACCUCAAUUCACUAAAUCUUCAUUAUUCCUUGUUUUAAUUAUUUUGUAUUUUCAUUUAUAACCAUUAGAAGUGAUAUUAGAUAUGCCUAGCAAGUGUUUUUUGUGUAGUUUCACUUAUAUUGUGGAAGGUGAGAUUAGUCUUCACAGACUUCCAUCGAAUCAACUUGAACGAGAAAAAUGGUUGCAGAGAAUUUCUUGGAACCGAACGAUGUUGGAAAAAAAAAUGAUUCUUUGCUCAAAUCACUUUCCUGAAGAUUGCUUCCGACUAAUGAACCUAAAAAAGAAGUUCAUUCCAGGAAGUUUGCCUUCUCCUUCUGAAAUCAAAUUGGAAAUACCUCUGACUUACUCAGAAGGGAAUGGAAGUAUUGAAGAACAGGACUCUAUGGAAGCUCUAUAUGAUUCUAAAAUACAUUCUCCAUCAAAAAAACGAUUGAGAUUUGACACUCCAACUACCAAUGAUUCAGAAGAAACACUGACUUUAACCUCUCCUUCAAAAUGUGCAUCAUUUAGCUCUAGUGCCACUUCUUUCUCUGGGAAACGAAGAAUAUCCAAAAUGAAGUCGAGACGGUUUUUCUCAAAUCCCCGCUAUAUUGGAAACUAUUCACAUCGUCAUUUGGAAAACCCUAUGCUGCGAAAGAAAUACUUUAGAUUGUCUCGAAGAAUCCUGUCCAAUUUCAAGGUCAAAAAUAAAAUAUUGUGUGUGUCCAUCCUGAAGUCAAAAUUACAGUUGAGAAAAACCUUGGGGUAUCUUACCAAUGCCUCUCAAUUUGUAGUUGAUAUCUGUACCCAGGCUGAAAAGACAUUUAAGUGGACAGAAAGAGUUUUUAAUAUAUUCGAAAAAUAUUAUUGGAACUUGUUAUCACACUGGUUCUCACUACAUUGAAUAGUGUUGAUCCAAAAUUGUUCAAUGAUUUCAAUCAGCAUCUGUUUGAUGAUGAACCAGAGAGAAUCCAUAGUCCUGCUAUAACGAAAAUGAUUCUAAAUGAUUCUGGAAACUUAUUUCGGUUUGAGGAUUCACCACGAAUUGAGAAGUCGACAGAGUGCAAAAUUAGAUUUGAAUCAGUUGAGAAGUAGAUUGACAAAAACUAUAUUUGAAAAUCAAUAGAUUUUUCUAAUAAUAUUUAAAACCAAUAAUUUUAUUUAUACUGCAUUUCUAUGAUAAAUAUAUCCUGUUGUUUUAUUGAACCAAUAGAUUUUUCUAAUAAUAUUUGUAAACCAAUAUUUUAUAUUUAUAUUCUGUAUUUCUGUGAUAAAUAUAUUCUGUUGUUUUUUCUAA